Molecule: messenger RNA, 1574 nt
Organism: Triplophysa dalaica
Lineage: Eukaryota; Metazoa; Chordata; Actinopteri; Cypriniformes; Nemacheilidae
Product: carbohydrate sulfotransferase 8-like
Exons: 5
Coding region: 246-1574 (442 amino acids)
Biological process (GO): proteoglycan biosynthetic process; carbohydrate biosynthetic process
Cellular component (GO): membrane
Molecular function (GO): sulfotransferase activity
Source: RefSeq, a predicted model, not a curated record
AAAGGAUAUGGGAAGUGAUAUCGGUCUGGGUUAUGAAAGGGUGAUUCCUGUACUGCAUUUGCAUGCUUUCUUCAGAUUGUCUCCACCUCUAUGUGUCCCUCCCCCUUGAAAGGAAAAAGUUUCCUACAAUUUUGGUGCUGUGACCCAGAUAUAGAGCUCCUCACCCGAAUCCAGAUUGAAACUUCAAGCUCAACAAAGAUCUGACUUCGUUCCAGACUGAAUCUUUCUGUACAACCAAGUGUUGGAUGUGUGGGUCUCACCAUCAGGGCCGCGCAUCACAUGCUGUGAUGUGUAGAACGCUGGCAAACAGCUGUGGAGGAAGGCGGAGGUUCCUGCACUCAGCGGUUAUGAGACUCCCCUGCUCCUUCUGGAUUCUGCUGCUGUUAGCUGGUGGAGGACUCAUUUUUCUGUACCUAAAGGACCUCACAGAGACACUUCAACAACAUAGUCAAGGUGCUCAGGUUACAUUCACCCGAGUACAGACUGUGAGAAAGGAACAGUGUUCUGAUUGUUCUGACAAUGAAUCGCAGUCGUCUUAUCCAACAGACGACAACUUCCCCAGCCCUGCCCACUCAGUUCAACAUACAGUCUUCCCGUGGGCCAGGCGUACCUCUCUACUCAAUCCCAAAUACAUCACCGCUGCCCAUGUGACAAAAGGUCACCAUGAACUUCUCAAGAGCAGUCCGGUCAUCCAGCCGCUCAAUACUAACCCUCCUGGCCAAAACCAUGACAGCACCGAGCGGAUUACUCAGGUACAGCAGGUACGCCAGAGGCUUAUGAGGAAAGUCUGUGCCAAAUACACAGGUGGGGCCAUUAAAAGGUUUGUAACCCGCAUGCAGGUGUCGCGUAUUUUUGUGGAGGACACACACAAACUCCUGUACUGUGAGGUGCCAAAGGCAGGCUGCUCUAACUGGAAGCGGGUGCUCAUGGUCCUCAAAGGUCUCGCGCCCUCCACAGAGAAGAUCCAACAUGAUGAAGUGCAUAAAGGGAAUCACCUUAAACGCCUGGACUCCUUUGAUCACAUAAGCAUCAUCCAUCGUUUAAAGACCUACACCAAAGUCAUAUUCCCGAGGGAGCCUUUUGAAAGGCUAGUGUCUGCUUUUAGGGAUAAAUUCGAGAAUCCAGAAUCAUACUACCACCCGGUGUUUGGGAAGCCCAUCAUUUCAAGAUAUCGUAGAAACGCCACUCAGGUAGCUUUAAGCACGGGAGCGGGCGUCACCUUUAAGGAGUUCAUCCAGUAUUUGUUAGACGUGCACAGGCCGGUCGGCAUGGACAUCCACUGGAUGCCUGUAGCCCAGCUCUGUAGUCCCUGCCUGCUGGAUUACGACUUCAUUGGAAAAUUUGAGACUAUGGAUGAAGAGGCGAACUUCCUUUUGAGAAGCUUUGGAGCGCCGUCCAAUUUAACAUUCCCUACUUUCAAAGACAGAAACCCUAACGCAGAAAGAACGUCCUCGGAAAUUAUGAGGAGAUACUUUGCACAGUUAAACAUGACGGAUAGACAGAGAGUGUAUGACUUUUACUACAUGGAUUAUCUGCUGUUCAACUACUCCAAACCGUUUAAUGAUUUGUACUGA